Paracoccidioides lutzii Pb01 is the source of this 573-nucleotide messenger RNA. Its product is annotated as ubiquitin-conjugating enzyme. Gene Ontology annotation, cellular component: nucleus. Gene Ontology annotation, molecular function: ubiquitin conjugating enzyme activity. Gene Ontology annotation, biological process: protein polyubiquitination; ubiquitin-dependent protein catabolic process. The record is from RefSeq and is a predicted model, not a curated record. The transcript has 6 exons. The coding region runs from base 1 to 573 and encodes 190 amino acids.
AUGAGCAGUCCAAAGCGGAGGAUCGAAACAGAUGAUGUAUGCAAAUCCUCCUUACCUACGAUUGAACGUGUCAUAUAUCCGGGUCUCGGUGGACAUCAGUUGAUGAGUGACUAUGAGGUCACCCUGGUUAAUGACAACACACCAUUCGAGGGUGGCCUCUGGAAAAUCCACGUCGAACUUCCCGAUCAAUACCCGUACAAGAGCCCCAGUAUUGGCUUCGUGAACAGAAUUUACCAUCCGAAUAUCGAUGAGCUGUCGGGCUCCGUAUGUCUCGAUGUUAUUAACCAGACAUGGUCACCUAUGUACGACAUGAUCAAUAUUUUCGAGGUCUUCCUUCCACAACUACUCCGAUAUCCCAACCCUUCAGACCCCCUAAAUGGAGAUGCUGCUGCCGUAUUGAUGCGGGAUCCAAAGAAAUAUGAGGCCAGGGUUCGAGAAUACGUUGCCAAGUAUGCAAGCAAAGAUGCUGCCGAUGAAGCCGGUGAGGACACCGAAUCAGACGACGAAUUGAGCUCAGUUGGGAGCUAUGAGUCUGGAAAUGAAGAACCCGCAGGAGAAAUGGACGACGUAUGA